Messenger RNA from Lethenteron reissneri (Far Eastern brook lamprey), 2886 nucleotides. Its product is annotated as CLK4-associating serine/arginine rich protein-like. NCBI's taxonomy places the organism in Eukaryota, Metazoa, Chordata, Hyperoartia, Petromyzontiformes, Petromyzontidae. The record is from RefSeq and is a predicted model, not a curated record.
GAGAGCGUGGGGAGAGAGCGCCAGGAGAGUGCGGGGGGAGCGCGAGUCGAGCCCCAAGGCUCGGGACUCAAGAAGAGGAGGAGGGGGGGGGGCGACCCCCACAGAGUUCGCGGCCUCGCGGCUGCAGAAGCCACCAGGAGGGCAUAGCGGCCCCCGCGUCUCUCGCUUCCCCGGGCCAAGCGCAGGUCUCACAAUAACCCGUAGGUCUCGCGCGGAGCAGAGCCACGGCGGUCCAUCUCCGGCGGGGCAGCUCCCCCUUUCCUCUGUGCCGCCUCCUCCACGGCCGCGACCAUGUGGCACGAGGCGCGCAAGCAGGAGCGCAAGCUGCGGGGCAUGAUGGUGGACUACAAGAAGCGCGUCGAGCGCCGGCGCGAGUACUACGAGAAGAUCAAAAAAGACCCGGCACAGUUCCUGCAGGUGCAUGGCCGGUCCUACAGGGUGAACCUGGAUCCAGCCGUGGCCGUGGCAGCAGAGAGCCCGGUGAACAUGAUGCCCUGGCAGGGCGACUCAAACAACAUGAUUGACAGGUUCGACGUGAGAGCUCACCUGGAUUUCAUCCCCGAGUUCAAGGGCCUGGCUGCCGGUGACAGCGUCUGGGAGGAUGGGGACGAGCGCCGGUGCAACUACGAGCGCUACCGCUGCCUCGUGCAGAAUGAGUUCGCGGGAAUCUCGGAGGACCAGUGUCUCUAUCAGAUCUACAUGGACGAGCUGUACGGCACGGCAACCAACCCCCGCAUCCUGGAGGAGGAGAAGAAAAAGCUGGCGGAGAAGCGCGCAACCAUCGGCUACACUUACGAGGAUUCCUCCCCGGCGGUCGCCCCCGAUGACGCCAUCCCCUCCUCCUCCUCCACGGCCACCGCCGCCGCCUCGUCCCACGGCAACAACAACAGUGGCGGCAGCAGCAGCCACGGGCCCGGAGCGCGCGGAGCGGAAGAGCACGGGGAGGGAGCCGAUCGAGACGGUGGCGGCGACGAGGAGAAGGAGGAGGACGACGACGACGAAGAGGAGGAGGGAGAGGAGGACGAGGAGGGGGCCGGGGACAAUGGCGGCGAUGGAGACAGCAGCAGCAGCGAGUCCGACGGAACCAUCCCCGACAUCGACGUGGAGGUGGACAUCGAUGAGCUGAACUCCGAGCAGAUCGCCGAGAUGAACAAAUGCGCCACCAACUACGGCAUGAGCGACGCCGACUACGUCCGGAUGCUCCGGAAGGACAAGGAUGAAAUUGAGGCCAUUAAGUACGCGAAGGCCCUCGAAGAGGAGAAGUCUAUGUACUCGGGCAGGAAGUCGCGCCGUCAGCGACGCGAGUUCCGGGAGAAACGGCUGAAGGAGAGGAAGAUUAGCCCUCCCAGCUACGCGAGGAGGGACAGCCCGACCUACGACCCCUACAAAAGGUCGCGCUCGCGCAGCAGCUCGAGCUCGCGCUCGUGCUGCGCGUCGCGCGACCGUCUCGGCCAGAUCACCUUCAUCACCAGCUUCGGGGGAAGCGACGACGAGGGGGCCGGCGGGGCGGCCGCGGCCUCCGGCGCCGCGGCGGGGGGCGCCGUCGCCGGGAAGGGCGGCGCCGCCUCCUCCUCCGCCGCCGCGGCGACUUCAUCGGCAACCGCCAGGGCCGGAGAUCGAACCCACGCCGGGGGGACGCAGAGACGCGCCGGGGGAGGGUCGGCGGCGGGGGGGGCCGCCGCGGCGUCGCGCUCCGGCAAGGCCAACGCCCCGGCGCUAAGUGAUAGCGCCGCGUCCCGGAGACGGCGCUCGCGCUCCUCGUCGAGCCGGAGGUCGCGCUCGCGCUCACGCUCGAGCCGUCACUGGCGCCGCCCGGCACCGCGGCGCCACCGCUCCCCCCCCUCGUCGUCACACGAGCGGCGCAACCUCCCCUACUCCUCGCGGUCGCGCGCCCUGCGGCGCUCUCGCUCUCGCUCCUCCGAACGGUUCCCUCGGCAGGGCCGCCGGGCCCACAGCCGCACCCGGAGCCGGACCCGGAGCCGGACUCGCAGCCGCAGCCGGAGUCGGAGCCGGAGCCGGACUCGCAGCCGCAGCCGGAGUCGGACUCCUCGGACUCGCAGCCGGAGCCGGACUCGCAGCCGGAGCCGGAGCCGAUCACGAAGCCGGAACCGGAAUCGGGGAAGGGGCCAGAUGAGCGGCGGCCGUGGCCGGGGAAGCGGGCGCAGUCGGUCCCCGCGCAGUCGCUCCCCCUGCUCCCCCGCCCGGCCCCCGCGCGCCACGGCGCUCAAGCUCAGGGCCCCCCCCCCGGCCUCGGCGGUGGGGGGGGUGGCAGCGGCCGCCGCCGCCGCUGCUGCUGCCGGAAUCUCCACCGUGGCGGCGGCAUCCUCCUCCUCGUCGGGCUUCUCCGGGAACCCCCCGGGCGGCACGGCUGAGGCCGUCGGGCCCAGACUUAAAAAGCCGGACACACCGACUGGUAGAGAAACUGGAGCUGCCAAAGCCAAGAUGACGCCGCGGGAGAGGCUCAAGAUCAAGAUGCAGAAGGCUCUCAACAAGCAAUAUAAAGCCGAUAAGAAGGCCGCACAUCACAAACAGGCACAGCAAGCCCAGGAGAGAGAGGUGAGCGGGCGUGGGGGUGACCGCGAGCAUGAGCUGAGGGCGCUGGCUCGACGAAUGCGACAAAAGGAGAGGGAGAAGGACCGCGAUGAGUGGGACGACGAUCGGCACGACUACCGGGAGCGCCGCAGCCGCUCGGGCAGCCCCAAGCACGGUCGAGACUACGGCUCCUCCUCCUACAAGUCCAGGUACACCUCACUCGGCAGCCUCCACUACAUCACCGACCUUCCUCGCUGGCCGGCGCUGAUGCUGGUCUCAGACUCUGGAUCACCCUUCCCUAACAAAUGUCACCGAGCCGAGACCAGGCGAGUGUGGGAUGGAAUGGUGUCCUAG